This is a messenger RNA of Elephantulus edwardii (Cape elephant shrew), 5109 nucleotides long. RefSeq names its product phospholipase C, eta 1 (gene PLCH1). Gene Ontology annotation, molecular function: calcium ion binding; phosphatidylinositol-4,5-bisphosphate phospholipase C activity. The record is from RefSeq and is a predicted model, not a curated record. Bases 7 to 5109 code for a protein of 1700 amino acids. Gene Ontology annotation, biological process: lipid metabolic process; phosphatidylinositol-mediated signaling. Lineage: Eukaryota; Metazoa; Chordata; Mammalia; Macroscelidea; Macroscelididae. The transcript has 22 exons.
AGAUGCAUGAGUGUGAUGCAGUCCGGGACACAGAUGAUCAAGCUGAAGCGCGGCACCAAAGGACUCGUUCGCCUCUUUUACCUGGAUGAGCACCGCACGCGUCUCCGGUGGCGCCCCUCCAGGAAGAGCGAGAAGGCAAAAAUAAUUAUCGAUUCCAUUUACAAAGUCACUGAGGGUCGGCAGUCGGAAAUAUUCCACCGGCAAGCCGAGGGGAACUUUGACCCCAGCUGCUGCUUCACCAUCUACCAUGGCAACCACAUGGAGUCCCUGGACCUCAUCACCUCCAAUCCCGAGGAGGCCCGCACCUGGAUCACAGGCCUCAAGUACCUCAUGGCUGGCAUCAGUGAUGAAGACUCCCUCGCCAAAAGGCAGAGGACUCACGACCAGUGGGUGAAGCAGACUUUUGAGGAAGCUGACAAGAAUGGUGACGGCUUACUGAAUAUUGAAGAGAUACACCAACUGAUGCAUAAACUCAACGUCAACCUGCCUCGGAGAAAAGUCAGACAAAUGUUCCAGGAAGCCGAUACUGAUGAGAAUCAAGGAACUUUGACAUUUGAGGAGUUUUGUGUUUUUUACAAAAUGAUGUCAUUGAGACGAGAUCUGUAUUUGUUGCUCCUGAGCUACAGUGACAAGAAAGAUCACCUAACAGUGGAAGAACUCGCUCAGUUUUUGAAAGUGGAGCAAAAGAUGAAUAAUGUGACAGCAGACCAUUGUCUUGACAUCAUAAAGAAGUUUGAAGUUUCAGAAGAAAACAAGGUGAAAAAUAUUCUUGGCAUUGAAGGCUUCACCAACUUCAUGCGCAGUCCUGCUUGUGACAUAUUCAACCCCUUACACCAUGAAGUGUAUCAGGACAUGGACCAGCCCCUGUGCAACUACUACAUUGCUUCCUCCCACAAUACAUACCUGACUGGGGACCAGCUCCUGUCUCAGUCCAAGGUGGAUAUGUACGCCCGGGUGCUACAGGAGGGCUGCCGCUGCGUGGAAGUUGACUGUUGGGAUGGCCCAGAUGGAGAACCAGUGGUACACCAUGGUUAUACUCUCACUUCAAAAAUUCUCUUCAGAGAUGUGGUGGAGACCAUCAACAAGCACGCGUUUGUGAAGAAUGAGUUUCCGGUUAUAUUGUCCAUUGAGAAUCACUGCAGUGUCCAGCAGCAAAGGAAAAUUGCGCAGUACCUGAAGGGAAUAUUCCAGGACAAGCUGGACCUGUCUUCCAUAGACACAGGAGAGUGCAAGCAGCUGCCAAGCCCUCAGAGUUUGAAAGGCAAAAUCCUAGUGAAGGGCAAGAAGUUGCCUUAUCACCUUGGAGACGAGGCAGAGGAAGGAGAAGUGUCCGAUGAGGACAGUGCAGAUGAAAUUGAAGACGAGUGCAAGUUCAAGCUCCAUUAUAAUAACGGGACCACUGAGCACCAAGUGGAAUCCUUCAUACGAAAAAAACUAGAGUCGCUGUUAAGAGAAUCUCAAAUUCGAGACAAAGAAGAUCCCGAUAGCUUCACAGUGAGGGCACUGCUGAAGGCCACUCACGAAGGCUUAAACGUGCAUCUGAAACAGAGCCCAGAUAUAAAGGAAAGUGGAAAGAAAUCACACGGACGAUCCCUCAUGACAAACUUUGGAAAGCAUAAGAAAGCUGCAAAAUCACGUUCUAAAACCUACCUUCCAGAUGAGGAGGAAGAGAUCCAGCCGAAUGCCAGCAAGGAGAGUGGACAGCUGUACCGGUUGGGCCGUCGAAGGAAAACCAUGAAGCUCUGUCGAGAGCUCUCCGAUCUGGUGAUCUACACGAACUCCGUGGCUGCCCAGGAUAUCGUGGAUGAUGGGACCACAGGAAAUGUGUUAUCAUUCAGUGAAACAAGAGCACAUCAGGUGGUUCAGCAGAAAUCCGAGCAGUUCAUGAUUUAUAACCAGAAGCAGCUCACACGGAUUUACCCCUCUGCCUACCGGAUCGAUUCCAGUAACUUCAACCCUCUGCCUUACUGGAAUGCAGGCUGUCAGCUAGUGGCACUGAACUACCAGUCUGAAGGGCGAAUGAUGCAGUUAAAUCGAGCCAAAUUCAAGACAAAUGGCAAUUGUGGCUAUGUCCUCAAACCCCAGCAGAUGUGCAAAGGUACUUUCAACCCUUUCUCUGGUGACCCACUUCCUGCGAACCCCAAAAAGCAACUCAUCCUGAAAGUAAUCAGUGGCCAGCAACUCCCCAAACCUCCAGAUUCUGUGUUUGGAGACCGAGGCGAGAUUAUUGACCCCUUUGUUGAAGUUGAAAUCAUCGGAUUGCCUGUAGAUUGUUGUAAAGAUCAAACCCGUGUGGUGGAUGACAAUGGAUUUAACCCUGUGUGGGAAGAAACUCUGACAUUUACGGUGCACAUGCCUGAGAUCGCUUUGGUCCGCUUCCUUGUGUGGGAUCAUGACCCCAUCGGGCGAGACUUUGUUGGACAAAGAACUGUCACCUUCAGCAGCCUAGUGCCUGGCUACCGACAUGUCUAUCUGGAAGGACUGACAGAAGCAUCUAUAUUUGUCCACAUAACAAUCAAUGAAAUCUAUGGAAAGUGGAGCCCUUUGAUACUCAACCCCAGUUACACCAUAUUGCACUUUCUAGGAGCUACAAAGAACAGGCAGCUCCAAGGUCUGAAGGGACUGUUCAAUAAGAACCCCAGGCACAGCUCAGAAAACAGUUCGCAUUAUGUCCGGAAACGAUCAAUUGGAGAUAGAAUUCUGCGCCGCACAGCCAGUGCCCCGGCCAAGGGCAGGAAGAAGAGCAAAAUGGGCUUCCAGGAGAUGGUGGAGAUAAAGGAUUCCGUGUCUGAGGCCCCCAGAGAUCAGGACAGUGUCCUGAGGAGGACCACACGGAGCCUGCAAGCCCGCCCGGUCUCUAUGCCUGUUGACAAGAGCCUUCUGGGAGCCCUAUCCCUGCCUCUGCCCGGCCCAGCCAACGACACCGAUGGGAAUGCCAACUCUCUGGAAGACCAGGAUGAAAGAAGAAAAGGGAAAGAAAAUAUAAAAGAUCAAAAUUUCAACAAAAAACUCUCGUCUUCAUCCAGCCCUCUCCUCCACAAAGUUACCAGCCACGGAGGCCCAGCUGCAUCUACUGCCAAUCUGUCCAUCACAAGAGAACCUCUGGAAGUGUCAGGUUCGAGGGAUGGAAGACUCAAGUCAAAUGUGACAAAUGCUUGUCAGGAAAACCAUUAUGUCAACAAAGCCCUCUCCCCAGUGAAGUCUUUGAAUUUUGAUCCUGCAGUAAACAUUGCACAAGAUCUGUGUGGCAUGAAAACCAAAGGCAAUGGGAACGCGGAGGGCUUUGUGGAAGGGAGAGGCACCCUGGCCGGAGGCAUCCUUCCUCAAAGCAAUCUGGAGAUGAAUUGUCAGGAAGAAGACAGGGGGAAGGGCAGGCCUGCAGCGUGUUUUUCUUUAUCAGACAUCUCCACACUCUCAGCUGACAUGCCUGAGUCACAUUCCACAGCCAUUCUGCAAGACAGUGGGAUUUCUCAACUUAUUGACAAUGUUACUCUAUCAAAUGAGAAUGAGCCUGGCAGUUCCAUCUCGGCGCUUAUUGGCCAGUUUGAUGAGUCCUGCGAUCAGGCUAACCUCACAGUGGCUCUACAUCUCCAUAGUCCCAGUGCGGUGUCAGGCCUUCCUCCCUUAUCCACCAAUGGUUUAAAACCGCCCUGCAUGGAUGGUUUUCUCAGAGGGAAGCCCAAGUCAUCAUUCCUGCCCUCAUCUCCUGGGCCUGUGGCUUUCUCAGGUCCAGAGAGCACAGAACAUGCAAUGCACACAGUCAUUCACCCAACCACCUGCACGCCCAUCUCUAAACCCAAACUAGAUGACAGGCUCUCUGCUAACGCCAAGACAGAGAGUACAGAAGGCAACCUGCCUGCGCCCCCUCCGACUUCUCAUUGCUGGUUACCAACCAGUCCCAGCAAGGGAAAAGACUGGCAAACACUGAAAAACUGCAGCUCCAUCGCGUGCCCCAGUUUGAUACCGGACGUUGCUGCAGCUGAUCCCACACUCUGUUUCAAUUCUGCAGACAGCAGUCUUGUGGAAAUAGAUGGAGACUCAGAAAAUCUCUCCAUAACCACCUGUGACUCUAGGAGAGGGGCCUCGAGUCAGCCGGCUUCGCCUUUAAAGCCGAAGCCUGGCCCAGAGGUGGCGGGACACCUGCAAAAUGGUUUGAGAAAUGGCUGCUGUCAUGAGAUCGCCCUCGAUUCUGUCCCUGAAACAGUCCCCAGGAGUCACGAUGAUCAUUAUCAAAGUACUUCUUGGCUAGCCUGCCAGGGUGCUGGCUUUGCGCUUAACCACCUGUCAAAUCCAGGUUCAAAAACCAGCCUGGCGUGCGCGCCACUGGUGCACUGUGCUCUGGCUGUGCACGCUCCUGCGCAUGCUCCCACAGCGCAUGCUCCCACGGCGCAUGCUCCCUCUGCGCACGCUCCCGUGGCGCAUGCUCCCGUGCGUCCACCUGCAGCGCGCCGCCCUCCGCCCGCGCGUGCACUGCCCAGCCCGUGCAAGUCCAAGAGUCUGGGCGACCUGACGUCGGAGGACAUCGCCUGCAACUUCGAAAGCAAGUACCAGUGUAUCAGCAAGAGUUUUGUUACAACAAGCCCGAGAGACAAGAAGGGCGCGCUAGUGAAGACGAAGCUGCUGGAGCCCGCAGAUGCGCUGACGGAGCAACUGCGGAGGCUCGUGUCCUUCGAGCAGGAAGAUGGCUGCCAGGCGCUGUCUGCCAAGCACGAGGCGAACCAGCUCCCCCGGGCGCUGGUCCGGAAGCUGUCGUCCCGAAGCCAGAGCCGCGUGCGCAACAUCGCCAGCCGCGCCAAGGAGAAGCAGGAAGCCAGCCGCCAAAGAGCGGCGCCGCCCAGCGGCCCGGCCGGCGUGGUGCUGCGGCACAAGCCUGCAGCGCCCCCUGCCGUGGCGAACCGGCACUCCACCGGCUCCUACAUCGCCGGCUACCUGAGCCGCCGCCCUGGCGGCCUGGAAGGCCGCGGCAUCCCCGAGGGCGCAUGCGCAGCGCGAGGCUGCUGCUACGUGGACCCUUUCUGUUCCCACGCUCCCUGUUCCCACGCUCCCGUGCUGCAGACUGAGCCGAGCGCGGAGGGCAAGCCCGAGAUUUACUUUCUCUUGAGACUGUGA